CGAAAUUGCGUACAUAACCGACGCCGGUUACUCAACUCUCAACCUUCACUUCUUUCUCCUUUCCACUUGAUACUUGAAACGCCGGUCAAUUUCUCCGAUCAUGGCGGUUUCCGGCGUGUCUCGGCUCAUACUGGCCUUGAGCUGCGCAGCUCUGGUCUUAGCCGGCUACUCUGUUUACCAGAACUCAGUACCCGCCGCCGCAGACGACCAAAUCGGGCAGCUUAGUAAGGUCAUGAUGAUCCCCGCUUGGUUGGACGACACACUAGACGCGGCCGACUUGUUGUCUUACUUCGGUUUCGGAAAAUCCUCCGGCAAGCUUUCCACCGAAGCUUGUGUCUUUGCCGCCGUGAAAGAAGUUGUGGACGCCGCCAUAAACGCGGAGGCUCGCAUGGGCGCCUCCCUCAUCCGUCUGCACUUCCACGACUGCUUUGUUGAUGGAUGUGACGCUGGGAUCCUGCUGAACGACACCGCCAGCUUCACCGGGGAACAGGGUGCAGCGCCGAACAGUGGUUCGGUGAGAGGGUUCGGCGUGAUCGAGCAAGCCAAACUCAACGCUAAAACUAAGUGCUCCGACACGCCCG
This is a messenger RNA of Cuscuta epithymum, 581 nucleotides long. Lineage: Eukaryota; Viridiplantae; Streptophyta; Magnoliopsida; Solanales; Convolvulaceae. The record is from the annotation of a GenBank genome assembly.